GCGGAGUAAUUCGCGUUGGUAUCUAUCGAGUGCAUGCGCGCGGGUGCGUGCUACGGCUGCCGCCUGUCACUCAUUGUGCCGCGAACACGGGCAGCGACAAGGACCAAAAAAAUCCGUCCGGCAGCAGUUGUUGUCCCUGGAAAAGCUACCCGCCUGCCUCCCCCUCCCCUCCGCCGCCAGAGACCCCCUCGCUCGCUCAAAGUGCGUCCGCUCUUCAAGGAGAAUAUCUGUGACACAUUACAAUGCUUCAAAUACGGGACCUCAUCUGGGGAUUGCUGUCCGUCGCCUGUGCAGCCGCCAUCCAGGUGCAAAUCACCCCAACACAAGGAGAGAUCAGCGUGGGAGAGUCCAAAUUUUUCCUGUGUGAAGUGUCGGGAGAUGCUAAGGACAUCGACUGGUUCGCCCCCACUGGCGAGAAGAUCCUUCCCAACAGGCAAGACAUUUUCGUGACCCGCAACGAUGAGAGCACGUCGUCCCUCACCAUCUACCACGCCAACGGGGACCACGCCGGCAUCUACAAGUGUGUGGCCAAGAACGGGGACAAGGAGGCCCAGGCCACGGUCCAGGUCAAGGUCUUCCAGAAAAUCACCUUCACCAAUGCCCCACACUUGCAGGAGUUCAACGAAGGGGACGAUGCCGACAUCGUGUGCGAUGUGGAGAGCUCGCCGCCGGCCACCAUCAUCUGGAAGCACAAGGGCUCCAAGAUCCAGGUUGCCAAAGACGUGCGAUUCAAGAACCUUGAUAAUGGCCACCUGCAGAUCCGCAGCAUCAAGAAGACUGAUGAGGGCGCAUACACCUGUGAGGCUCGUGUCAUGGCCAGAGGAGAGAUCGACUUUAGGAGCAUCAAGGUUGUUGUUAACGUGCUUCCCACCAUCCGGGCCAGGCAGCCGGAGGUCAACGCCACGGCCGACGUCGGCAGCUCUGCUCUGCUGGCGUGUGACGCGGACGGCUUCCCGGAACCCACCGUCACCUGGACACACAACAACAUUGUCCUUGAGACGGGCGAUAAGUACGGCCUGAACGAGGACGGCUCCGAAUUGGUAAUAAAAGACGUCAGGAAGGUGGAUGAAGGCGAUUACGCUUGCAUCGCGAGGAACAAGGCGGGGGAGAAAGCCGAGGAAGUCAGCCUGAACGUGUUCGUGCAACCCAAGAUCACCUACCUGAGUAACCAGAGCGCCUCGGAGUACGAGGAGCAGGUCACCCUGACCUGCGAGGCGUCGGGUGACCCCACGCCCACCAUCUCCUGGAGCUUUGAAAACCGAGUGUUCACCGAAGGAGAGCAGGCUUCGUGGACGCGACCCGACACAUAUGAGAGCAUCGAUAGGAACAUCGUGGUGCGCAGCCACGCACGAGUGUCCUCUCUGACCUUGAAGAAUGUCCAGUUCACGUACGCCGGCCAGUAUUUCUGCACCGCCAGCAACUCCAUAGGCCAGGACAACCAGUACAUGAACCUGGAGGUCCGCUUUGCCCCAAAGAUCCUGGGCCCGGUGACGGUGUACACGUGGGAGGGGAACCCGGCCAAUAUCAGCUGUGAGGUGGAGGCUCAUCCCAGAGCUUCCGUGGUUUGGUUCAGAGACGGCAACCAGCUGCCCACAGCCAACACCAGCAGCUUGAUGAUAUACAACACACCGACCAUCAGCUACCUGGAGAUUAACCCUGACUCUCAGAAUGACUUUGGGAGCUACAACUGCACAGCAACCAACGUAAUGGGCACCGAGUCCAAAGAGUUCAUUCUGAUCCAAGCAGAGGUGCCGUCGUCGCCAGACAUCCAACAGGUGGAUCCUUUAUCGAGCACGGCCAUAGUGAAGUUUGCGGAGCCCGAGUCCAUAGGGGGAGUGCCCAUCAUCAAGUACAAGGUGCUGUGGCGUUUGCUCGGCCAGGCUUGGAAUGACAAGGAGUACCACGCUGAGGAGGGCAUGACCAAGAUCACCAUCGUCGGCCUGAAGCCGGAGACGGCGUACGAGGUCAAGAUGUCGGCCGUCAACGGCAAAGGCGAAGGCGAGAGCAGCACGGCCAGAACCUUCAAGACGGAGCCAGUCCGGGAACCCAGUGCCCCAAUACUGGAGUUCAAGGUCCAAAACAGGGGAAACUCUGUCAAGGUCAACUGGAUCAAGCAGGAUGAUGGUGGUUCCCCCAUUAAACACUACCUGGUCAGAUACAAGGCUAAGCACGUGUCUGACUGGAAACCGGAGAUCCGCAUCCCCCACGGCAGCGACUACGUGAUGCUGAACGGCCUGGACUGGAACACAGAGUACGAGGUGCACGUGGUGGCGGAGAAUCAGCAGGGCAAGUCCGAGCCCGGCGUCGUGUCCGUCAGAACGGCCUCGGAGCCCACCACCAUCCCAGGCACCUCGGACGGGGGCUCGGGCCUGGGCACCGGCGCCAUCGUGGGCAUCCUCAUCGUGGUCUUCUUCCUGCUGCUGGUGGGCAUCGACGUCACCUGCUACUUCCUCAACAAGUGCGGCCUCCUCAUGUGCAUCGCCGUGAACUUCUGCGGGAAGGCCGGCCCGGGUGCCAAGAGCAAGGACAUGGAGGAGGGCAAGGCGGCGUUCACGAAAGAUGAGUCCAAGGAGCCCAUCGUCGAGGUGAGAACCGAGGAGGAGCACACCCCGAACCAGGGCGGCGGCGCCACUGAGCCCAACGAGACGACGCCUCUGACUGAGCCUGAGCCUGCUGCCGCAGACACCACCUCCACCGUGGUGAACUUCCCCUCCACUGCCACUAACUCAGUCGCUGAGAGCUUUAGCACGGCACAGAGCAGUCCUGCUAGCGAGAGCACCAGUGUAACCACCAGCUCCACCAAAGCGGCCCCCGCCGGGGCCUCCCCGCAAAACAGCCCCGUCGGCCAGACCAAUUCGCUUAAAGCCAACGCCCAACCCGACAUUGGGCCCUUGGUCGACCUGAGCGAAGCUCCUAAAGAUCCCUCUUUAUCCAAGCCGACGCUCGCAGCCCCAGAGGCAGUGGGCCCACCUUCUGCUAAUGAAGAUGGGCCACAGAGCCAGUGCGACCCGGCCAAAGCCCCUGACAGCAUCCACAGUAAGGACUUAGAAGUAGACGGUCCCACCAAGGAUGUCCCCACAGAAUCAGCCACACCGGCCCAAAAUGACGGUAAGACGGUGAAGGAUGAUAAGACUAAAGGCGAGACCGAAGCGAAGAACGCCACGACGGAGGUGAAGACGGUUCCCAACGAGGCCCCGCAGUCGAACGGCAACGAGAGCAAGGCGUAAAGGCUCCGUGGCGCCGGGGGGAGGAGGGAGGCUGGUCGGGUGGGUGGGGGGGGGGUUAAGGUUAAAAGCGGAGGGGGGUGGGGGUCGUAGUCACUGAAACCUCAACGCAACGUCACGUACCACCCGGUCGCUCAGAAUAAAAAAAAAAUACAAAAACGAAAGAAAAAGGAAACCAUGGGUCUCGUUCUACAGUGUCUUCUGACCAGGGAAAUGUAAAGACCUCAUGCACAUGCCUUAUUUCCUGUUAUCUCUGAUUUCUGUUUAUUUCACAUGGGGGGGAAAAAGCAGCAUUCAUCUUGUAGCUCGCCCUAUUUCUUGUAUGUAAUAUGAUUGAUCGUCUGAACUACUCUCCUGUAGAAGCCACCGUUGGAGUAUAGCUUUACUUCACUGAUUACUGCCUUCUCAAUGUACACACACGUAAGACUGGUGCAUUACCAAUACUACUAUUCUUUAUGCAGUAUCGCCAUCAUCACAGUAAAGGAUCGUUUUGUCUUUUUCCUUUUGUCUAUAUUUUAUUGCGUUUGAAUAAUGUGCCGACGUUUAGCUUUUUUAAUGCGUUGUUCUCUGGGCUAGAGAGUAAAGGUUAGCAUGCCGGUCUCUGCAGACCUUACUGUGUCUCCGUUCACAUUACUGUCAUCGGGGUCCUCCGUAGAUGUUGAUUUGUUUUUAAUGUUCUGGUCCAGAAGCCCUGUAGCCUGUACGAAGAUGGGCUUCAACCUGUUCUCCUUAAACCCUGCUCCUGUACGUCCACACAGGUGGAAAUAGGAAGAUGAAAUAGAAAAUACCGUGGGGAUGAGGGUCUUUAUGAGCAUUUUGAAUCAUUAAAGACUUCUUAAAGUGAAUGACAUUUGGUUUCUUUCUAAAGAUGCAUAGGAUACAGGGUUGGGUUAUGGAUAUAUUUACUCUUCGAAGUCCAACUGUGUCUCAUUCUUACAUGGUCGCAGUCUUCAUCAUUUGACAUCCAUCCGUGUGCCCCUCAUCCUGUCCUCAUCCUGUGACCACAGUGUUCCACGCCGUGGACUAAUGAAGCAGGACGUGGGUGUUGGGGGCCAUGAUGAAAGUCUCGAUGCUAGCGAUAGCGACGUAAUGGGAUGAGGAUCGUUCACCUGCAGCGUUUACCCACCACACACGUGCCUGAACUAUAAACCACUCCAGGCAAAUUUGUCUUUGUAAUUUUGACCUUAGCAGGCGUCAGGGACCACCCAUUAGUUCUGAUCUCUGCGAAGCUGCCACUGGCAAUUAAUGGUGAUGAUAGUUUGAUUUAAUAAGGCCAUUAGUGGAAACACACCAUUCAAAGGAAAGGACACAUUUAGUGGGACGCGCGUUAGUGCGUCGCUAAUAUUUGCUCAUGUCUUACUGUAGGUAAAUGCAAAGCAGAUGUUUCUUUCUCCCUCUCAUGGACACACAACGAUGCAGAGGUUGUUUUUUUUAACUGACAGAUUGUAGCUUAAAUGUUGACCACGUGUUUUGUCCAAGUCAUUUGAAUGAGCAGGUUCGAACCGAGGCAUAGAUGUGUUAAAAUAAACAUUCCCUUUAGCUUUAGCAGGUUUCUUACCAGUUGCCGACUGGUAAAUAUAAAUAAAUAAAUAAAUAAAUAAAUGAGACUUGAUCAGACACUAAACCGGCUGAUAUUCUAGUCCUGCGUGUAGCAAAAACACUGCCAUGAAUCAACCAAGGUUUGUCCAUUCGUCCCCAGCAGCUUGUGUUUGCUGCAGCCUAACAGGCUCAUUUGAGCGUCACCAGCAUCAACCUGUGGCAUCGACGUGAGUCUGCGCCCGGCCGCUUCCACGUAGCACGUAGCAGGCAUUAUCACUGAUAAACGCCUGCGUUCCAGUCAAAGCAGACCAGUUGAGGUCAUCCAGUCGACUCUGUGCCCGUGGGCGUUUGUGAUCUUUGCGGCCUGUCGAUAUUUUAGCUCAUGCAUUGGACAAAAAUCUGACGCAGCCUAAUUGGUUUCCCUAAAUGAACGUCCACACACAGCAGCAGCUUCAGCGGCCUUUUGUCAGCAAAACAAAACCCAACGAGGUUUAACUUCGGUCUCGUCUCCUAACCUAGAAUGUAAUUGCUCUUGUUGUGCAUUGAAAGUCAAUGAAAGGCUCUUGAUUCGAUCGGCAGAAACGCAUCCGUCGGCCUCUUUGUACAGAGUUCCCUCCACUGUAGACUCAAAGCUAGCUCCCUGUGAAUGUGCGAGUCCCUUGUGCCCGUUGUCGUAGCGUCGAGCCAAUAGUUGGAGUGUGAGAUGUAGCUGAUAGCGUGCCACACAGUUCCCCCAUGCCAAUGUACAGACGUCUGACGGCAGCAAACUGGAAAGACACAGUGCCUUUGAGAGAGGAAAUGGUGGCAUUCGUUCAUUCCAUCACUCCGUUCAACACCUCACGUUUCUCGUAAACUAACAAUGCUUUGUUUCCGUCGUCUCGUGUUUGCUGAGUGGCUGCUUGGGUUCUUUACACUGUCCUGUGCACCACCGUCCCGGUUUCUAAUGGCUAAUGUCCUCACAGUAACUGUUUUCCUAGGAUUCUCACCUGUUACAGCGCACCAACGCAUACAGCGCUAUUGGAACUAACACAACACCCAGCAAAGCUUCAUGUAAAAGUAGAGGACGCCAAUUCACUUUGCUCAGGUCCCGUCAUCUCGGAAAUAAACGAAUGGUCUAAAAAGUUGAAUUAGUCAGAAGCAAGCAUGCAAAAUGUUUUAGAAUUGGAUUUUAUCACAGUUUUUAAUGAUGAUGAUGAAAAACAAAGAUGAAGGUUGUAUGUACUGGUCUCUUUUCAAGUGCUGUGUAACUUGCUCCCAAUGUUUUGUUUUUUUUUAUGAUGUUUGCUUCAAAAGAGAACUGUUUCUGCUUCACAAAGCUCUGAAGUGUAAUAAAAAGUGAGAGGUGUCACGAGAAAACGUUGCCGUUUCUGUUGAAACAUAUUGAAGACGUAGAAAACAGGCCGUGCGCGUUUUUGUUCUGUGGAGAAACCAGCUGAACCUUCGCCGGCGUCUCGGAUGCGCUGCUUUGUGUGAGCUCCUGCUAAACCUUGUUUUCUGUCUCACGCUGCGUUUGUGGAGAGCGUGACCCCCUUGUUGAGGUUCCGCAACAGUGCAGGAAUGUCACAAAGGCGUCCUUGAGUGUUUCUCUUUGAGUUCGCAGCUCGAUUCAGUCAGAAUAAUGACAACUUAGCGGAGUUUGUCACCUUCCUAAAAGAAACAGUAAACAGAAAAAAGGAAGACUUGACCUCUACCUACCAUGGGUCAGGCCUGGCUCAUAGCUAAUAAUGGAGGACGCCUCAUUCCACAUUCUAUUGGACACAUCUCAUACGUUUAGGCAGCAACAAAGCAAAUCUCGGAGCACUUAGCAUAGCACAGCUAUGCAGCAGAUUUUACUCCACACGCUUUAUUUGAUGGGCCAGCGCUUCUCUGUCUCUGUCACCGAAAACUGUCACUGGAAAACGAGAAAAAAAAGUUUGACUUUGCCCUCUUUGUGUUGAAUAAAGUUCAAGAAAAAUACAAA
Betta splendens (Siamese fighting fish) is the source of this 6723-nucleotide messenger RNA. It is a transcript of the gene ncam1a, whose product is annotated as neural cell adhesion molecule 1a. NCBI's taxonomy places the organism in Eukaryota, Metazoa, Chordata, Actinopteri, Anabantiformes, Osphronemidae. The record is from RefSeq and is a predicted model, not a curated record. Gene Ontology annotation, molecular function: protein binding. Gene Ontology annotation, biological process: axon guidance; cell-cell adhesion. Gene Ontology annotation, cellular component: neuron projection; plasma membrane. The transcript is spliced from 20 exons. Bases 243 to 3227 code for a protein of 994 amino acids.